AUGACGGGCAGCAGGGGAUAUGCGUGCGCGCUGGCAGCGACACUUUUGGCGGUUUGUGCAGCCAUGCCCCUCUCCCAGCCGGAGAGUGAGACAGACCAGGUACUGCCACAGAGGACCCAGGUGCAGGUGCAUUUAUGGGACAGGAGGGACGCGUUAAAAGAGGCGACGGAGAGAGUAGCGCGGCGACAGAAAGCACUGAAAACACGUGUGGCCCGGCAGGAGCAGAUUGGCGCUCUGACUGACGACCAACGAGACUUCAUGUCCAAGCAAAUAGUGCAGGCUAUUUCAGAGAUGAUCAGCAAGGAGGGCUGUUUUGGGUACCACCCUCUCUCUGACCGGGACUACCAAGGCUGGAUGGAUUUUGGCCGCCGGAGCACAGGGGAGCAGGGACUGGACUAA
This is a messenger RNA of Megalops cyprinoides (Indo-Pacific tarpon), 399 nucleotides long. Its product is annotated as gastrin/cholecystokinin-like peptide. The transcript is spliced from 2 exons. Gene Ontology annotation, cellular component: extracellular region; axon. Bases 1 to 399 code for a protein of 132 amino acids. The record is from RefSeq and is a predicted model, not a curated record. Gene Ontology annotation, molecular function: neuropeptide hormone activity. Lineage: Eukaryota; Metazoa; Chordata; Actinopteri; Elopiformes; Megalopidae. Gene Ontology annotation, biological process: digestion.